Messenger RNA from Aspergillus versicolor CBS 583.65, 875 nucleotides. RefSeq names its product glycoside hydrolase family 11 protein. The record is from RefSeq and is a predicted model, not a curated record. The transcript has 2 exons. Bases 35 to 706 code for a protein of 223 amino acids. Gene Ontology annotation, molecular function: hydrolase activity, hydrolyzing O-glycosyl compounds. Gene Ontology annotation, biological process: xylan catabolic process. NCBI's taxonomy places the organism in Eukaryota, Fungi, Ascomycota, Eurotiomycetes, Eurotiales, Aspergillaceae.
GCAUCUCAUAAUCAAACACCAACAAACCAGCAAAAUGAUCCUCUCGCGCAUUCUUGCCCUUGGGGCCGCAGCUGUCGUGCCCGUAUUGGCUCUGCCUGGCGUCAAUGGCGAUGCCAUGCUCAACCUUUACAAGCGCCAAAUCUCCGACUCCGAGACUGGCACCAACAACGGCUAUUACUAUUCCUUCUGGACUGAUGGUGGCGGCUCUGUGAGCUACACCAACGGUGACGGGGGAAGCUACAGUGUCACCUGGCAGGACAGCGGCAACUUUGUCGCUGGCAAGGGCUGGAACCCGGGUGAGGGCCAGAGCGUGACCUACGACGGCACCUGGGAGCCCAGCGGUAACAGCUAUGUUUCCGUGUAUGGCUGGACCACCUCGCCUCUGAUUGAGUACUACAUCGUCGAGGCAUUCAGCACCUACGACCCUUCCAGCGAGGCAGAGGAGCUGGGCUCGAUUGAGAGUGAUGGCAGCACUUACAAAAUCUUCAAGACUACUCGGACCGACGCGCCCAGCAUCGAGGGUACUGCUACUUUCACGCAGUUCUGGUCUGUUCGCGCCGACCACCGCACCAGCGGCACGGUUACUGUGCAGAACCAUUUUGAUGCUUGGGCUCAGAGCGGCUUGGAGCUUGGCACCCACAACUACAUGAUCCUUGCUACUGAGGGAUAUCAGUCGAGUGGCUCGGCUUCUUUCACUGUCUCUUAAGUCCAUGACUUAUUAUUCUUUCGACUGAACAGUAUGAGCUGGAUCAUAUGUGAGCUACGGGUUGGUUUGGUACUGUGAAAGUAUUCAACAUGCUUGUGUACAUUAAAUGUGACCUUAGUCGAUGUUGCUUAGAAUAGAACACUGGUUGUUCUUAUGGUUUUGAUUUGAU